AGAGGCGCUUUGGGGCAGCCUAAAUAGCAUGUACAAGAUGCGGUCACGGACCAAGGAACAACAGGAGGAAGACGGUCUCUUCUACGACGCCCCGGACGAGGAGGCGGCACCGCUGCCGCCGCCGCGCUACCACUACCUGAAGAGAGUAGGGGCUGCCCUCAUGUUGGCAGUGAUGGUCUUCGCAUGCACCCGUCGCGACGCCGACGAGGAACCACCUCCACCACCACGCAUCGCGACCCCAACGCUUGACACGAAUUUACCCCACCCGCACGAGUGGGCGCCUCCGCAAAAGCGCCUCGUCCACUACAUCGACCUGACGCGGCCGCCGACGCCGCACCAGCAGAUGCGGUUAAUAUCGAGGAAUAAACCAGUUACCGCGAGUGUGCGAGGUAAUCUGGGCGAGGCCUCGGUCGUCACGAACGGUCUCAAAAACGACUGGCUGAAGGAUCGAUGGCAAGCGGCCAAAAACAUGCAGGGCGCGCCCAUCCCCGGCGCCCACUGGCUUUUGGUGGAUCUCGAAGCGACAUGCGUCGUCGAGCGCAUCGACGUCGAGUUCGAGUCGGCGUUCGCACGCGAUUACACUCUCAAAGGGCGGAGUAAAACCGGCGCCUGGGUCAGCCUGGCCGUCGGCGCUUCUGCUGUCGAGUCGCGACCCGCGAAGCAGCGCAUUUUGCAUCGUCUUUCUUCGAACUCGAUGGCGCCGGUCGACCAGAUCAAAUUAGACAUCGCGCGGCCGGGGACGCGGUGGGGGACGAGCGUGUGGGAGCUGGAUAUUUUUGGGACGUGUGCGGGGUAAGUAGUUGUUUUAUGA
Pelagomonas calceolata is the source of this 811-nucleotide messenger RNA. NCBI's taxonomy places the organism in Eukaryota, Pelagophyceae, Pelagomonadales, Pelagomonadaceae. The record is from the annotation of a GenBank genome assembly.